AUGGUAGUGUCUUCACUGUUGUCCCUGGAGGCGGCUGGCUUCAGGGCGGCGGGUCAGCCUCAGAUAGCUCCACAGCGCGGGCUCUCUUGGCUCCUCUCUCGGCUCCUGUGGAUCUGGUGGUCACAGCUGCUCCCACGCUCCUCUCACAUCACAGCGCUGGUCCCAGACCCGCGGCCCUAUCAGCCCUCAGCACACCACUCUCUGCUGCACUCAAUUCUCCUAUCACUUGAUUCAUUGAAUACUUUUGUCCUUCUACCAUUUCUGUAUGUAUCUACCCUGGUCACUCUGUGGUGGUUGCUCACUCUGUGGUGGUUGCUCACUCUGUGGUGGUUGCUCACUCUGUGGUGGUUCUUCACUCUGUGGUGGUUGCUCACUCUGUGGUGGUUGCUCACUCUGUGGUGGUUGCUCACUCUGUGGUGGUUGCUCACUCUGUGGUGGUUGCUCACUCUGUGGUGGUUGCUCACUCUGUGGUGGUUGCUCACUCCGUGGUGGUUGCUCACUCUGUGGUGGUUGCUCACUCUGUGGUGGUUGCUCACUCCGUGGUGGUUGCUCACUCUGUGGUGGUUGCUCAGCCGUUGGUGA
Molecule: messenger RNA, 582 nt
Organism: Knipowitschia caucasica
Lineage: Eukaryota; Metazoa; Chordata; Actinopteri; Gobiiformes; Gobiidae
Source: the annotation of a GenBank genome assembly